AUGGCUGGUUCACCUGAUGAGAAAAACGACCAUCCGCCAGCAGAGCCUUCUGAUCGUGGAUACCGUCCCCUGAGACAUCUAGACGAAUCGCUCUUUCCAAACAAUCACGGAGAUUUCGCCUCUUCAUUUAUGCAGCCACGUGGAUCGGUCAACCGACUACACAAUCUACCUCCAGCGGCGGACCCACCCUCGUGGGAAGAUCCGGAUGAGGCUUGGCGUUAUGCAGACGGUAGGGUCUGGACUGGCGAGGCUUUCGUGGUUCCUCGUCGUGCUCAGCCAGAUACCAGGACAGACAGGGAAAAUACUCGGACUUUGGGAGGCUUCCCAGCUGCGGCAUUCUCACGAGACCACAGGCAGACCCAGGCACUAGGAGGAUCACUUGACUUGGGCGGCCUUGGCUUUAGUGGACCAGCACAAGAUCUAGGAGUCUAUCUAGAUCGUGGCGCAGACUCUUCCUCUCAGAAUCUUGUUGGCCUAUCCAGUCGCGCUUCACAAGCCUCUACUGCACCUCCUCGCGACAUGGUGAAAGACACCCCAUCUACUAACAAAAGCCAAUUCAUUUUCACCGGUUGGAAUGACGACGCGAAGCGGCAGUUGUUCAUGUGGAAGGUGAAGCGCAAAAAAGGGUACGCAUUCUUCCUGCAUCUUUUCCCUGGUGAGACCGUGGAGUCACUACACGAGGCUUUCCAGCAAUAUAGAGACGAUGGAGAGCGUCUCUACAACGGCUAA
Alternaria burnsii is the source of this 729-nucleotide messenger RNA. RefSeq lists its product as uncharacterized. The record is from RefSeq and is a predicted model, not a curated record. Bases 1 to 729 code for a protein of 242 amino acids. Lineage: Eukaryota; Fungi; Ascomycota; Dothideomycetes; Pleosporales; Pleosporaceae. The transcript is spliced from 3 exons.